Messenger RNA from Cladocopium goreaui, 550 nucleotides. NCBI's taxonomy places the organism in Eukaryota, Dinophyceae, Suessiales, Symbiodiniaceae. The record is from the annotation of a GenBank genome assembly.
GUGAUGGACUUGUACCCUCAGAAUCGGAAACUCGCCGGUGCUGCAACUCGAACCUUCGCGGCUAUGGCGAAGAUUACCAGCAAACAUUUGCAAGACAUAAUUUCUGGUGAAAUUCGGCCGAUCUCCAACGCAUUGCACGAGCAUGCACGCAGCCGCUCGGUCAACCUCCAUAUUGCAGAGCUGAUUCACUUGACGGCUCAGACGCGCCCAGACUUGAUAUCAGAUGGAUUGAUCAUCAUGCCGUGCAAGUCCUUGAGGAGUUCAACUCGAGAUGCAGAGAUUGCCACCCAUCUAUUGCAGUCCCUAGAGAUCUUCUUAACAGCCUCAGCUUCCAAAAAGGGAGCGCCUGGAGCGUUCAACAUCUCAAUCGCGCAAGCUUUGCCUUCCGACGUUCUGGUGAAAAUUGGGGAGACUCACCUGGCAGACUCUGAAGUGAUUACGCCACUAUGCAACUGCAUCGUUUUGCAAGCAACAUCGUCCAUGGAGUAUCGCGAUGAUUUCGUGAAUGCUGGCACAAUUGCAAUUCCCCUGAGAGUCUUUGAUCAGGCAG